UUUGCUUCCCCCUGCAACGAGGUUUCCAAAAUCAGGAGCCACUGAUGUAGCCAAGCGGGUGCUGCCCCCCCUCCACUGUCGCAGAUUUGGUGGGGGGGGGGGGGCGGGCAGCACAGCAAUGUCCCCCCGGGAUGCAGGGGGGCUGGAAAACGCUGUCACGGGAUGUUGCAGAACCGCUUUACCUUUGUGGCCCCUCGCGCCGUUGGGGGAUGUCACUGAUGUCACCCACCCAGCCCCGAACCGGCCAACCCUACAGCCGAAAAACCCUUUGCAGGGUUGAGGGUGAUUGGGGAAAAAAGCAUCCAGGGGUUCAGAAACAUGCGAUAUGGCACCAAAACGUCACCCGAGGUGCCCUGCACCCCUCGUCUCGGCGGCUGACGGAAGCAGCUUGGCCUGCGCAACCUUUGCCUGUUUCCUUUCAGAUUUGCCCCGAUCGGCGCUGGAGGAAGGAAAGGGAGGAGGGUGAUGAUGCGGUGGCCGGUCCUUAUGGUGCCACCGUGGUCCCCACCACCCUGUUGACCCCCCUGGGGUCCCCGCCACCCAUUUCUUGCUCCAAACCUGCAGCGCAGCAGCACUCGGGGGUUAAACCUCCCCCUAUUUUGCUGAAGGGUGGCCAGGUUUAACGCUGGGAUGCUGGCUCAAGAGGCAGGAGGUGCUUUAAUCCUGGCCUAACACAGCAAAACGGGGAUGAUGGGCUGUGAGAAGCGAGGCUCCUCACUCCUUAAGUUAGGAGCUCUUUAUUUAACAAGAAUUCGGAGAAAAUAUGGAUUUUGGAUAUAAACAGGGUUGUUUCACCCAAGCGCGGGUGCUCUCGAAGCCACCGGGCGCUCUCUCCAGCUCAGCGGGUGGUUUUAGCGCACGCCGAGGUCUUGCAAAACCCGAGUGCAGGAGAGGUCAGGGCAGCGCUGGUCCGGGCGGAUUCGGCCGCCGCUGUCGUCAGCACGUGGCGAAGGAAACGCUGGUUGUGCCGCCGGCUUCCUCCUCGCAGACAAACCCUCCCUGCAGACCUGAACCGAAACCAGUUAAGAGGUGGACGGGGCUACUGGGAGGAUGCUUUGCCUGCAAGGACUUGAUUUUAUUACUUUAUUCUCUCGCCCGUCUCAAGGAUUUGAUGUAUGAGAGCGAUUCCACUCAGUCCCCAUCUGCCAUGUCCCCACUGUGUCUCAGACAGCAGCAGGCUGCUGGGGAGGCGGCGGCCGGGCUACGGGACGCUGCAGCCAGACGCUGAGAAAUCCCACAUGGAGGUGACGGGCUACCAGACCAAGCGGUGGCGGGUGGCCCUGUGCCACGCGGGCUCCGUGCUCACCGCCGGGCUGCUCCUCGUCCUCUUCCACUGGAAACCCAGCCUGGAGGUGCAGGCGAAGUGCAAACCCUGCGCCCUCGGCCAGGCCGACUGGGUCAUCAUCAGGGACCGAUUUGGACAGUGCUUCACCACCCGUGUGUGUGCAGAGCCGCUGGGUGAGGGCAGCCUGGAGCAUCACCCCGGGGCCAGGCUGGAGGACCGGAGGAGCAGCAUCGCCAUCGGCGUGUCGGAGGAGGAGGAGAGCAGGGACACCGUCCGGCUGCAGGAGAGGGAGGAGAAGAACAUCUUGCGGUAUUACCUCUUUGAGGGCAUGCGCUACGUCUGGAUGGAGCAGCGGCAGGCAUUCUGCAAAGUCAGUGUCUUGGAUGAAGGUUGGACCUGCGCAGAUCUCCACCUCUCCCAGGCUGGGCUUGACCAGCAAGACCACAAUACCAGAACGAAGAUCUACGGACCAAACCUCAUUGAGGUGCCAGUCAAGUCCUACGCCAGGCUCUUGGUGGAGGAGGUUCUCAACCCCUUCUACAUCUUCCAAGUGUUCAGCAUCGUGCUGUGGGUCUGCGAUGCCUAUUACUACUACGCCGCCUGCAUCUUCCUCAUCUCCACCAUCUCCUUAGGGCUGUCCCUCUACGAGACGAGGAAGCAAAGUGCCACCCUGCAAAACAUGGCCAAGAUGUCGGUUGGUGUCCGGGUCCGUCGUCCCGAAGGAGAGGAGACGGUCACCUCCGCAGAACUGGUGCCAGGCGACUGCAUCAGCCUCCCCACGGAUGGGACACUGGUCCCGUGUGACGCGGCGCUACUGACGGGCGAGUGCAUGGUCAACGAGAGCAUGCUGACGGGGGAGAGCGUGCCGGUGAUGAAAACCCCUCUCCCGGCGGGCAGCGGCGUCUAUUCCCCCGAGGAGCACCGGCGGCACACCUUGUUCUGCGGGACGCAGGUCAUCCAAGCCAAGUCGUACGUGGGCAGAGACGUGCUGGCUGUGGUGACCCGCACAGGGUUCUGCACUGCCAAAGGGGAUCUCAUCAGCUCCAUCCUCUACCCCAAACCCGUGAGCUUCAAGUUCUACAAGGAUGCUGUGAAGUUUGUCCUGUUCCUCGCCGUCCUGGCUUUUAUCGGCACGCUGUACAGCAUCCUCAUCUUGGUGAAAAACCAGGUCCCCGUGGGGCAAAUCAUCAUCCGCGCCCUCGACCUCAUCACUGUCAUCGUGCCCCCAGCUCUCCCAGCUGCGAUGACCGUGGGCACCAUCUACGCCCAGAACAGGCUGAAGAAACAAGGAAUCUUCUGCAUCAGCCCUCCUCGAAUCAACCUCUGCGGGAAGAUCCGCCUGGUUUGCUUCGACAAGACGGGAACCCUGACGGAGGAAGGUCUGGAUGUCUGGGGAGUGGUCCCACUGGAGAACAACCACUUCAUGCCCAUCGUCCACGAGCCCCGCUGCCUGCCCGCCGGUCCCUUGCUCUACUCUCUUGCCGCCUGUCACACCAUCACGCUGCUGCGGGCACAGCCCAUUGGGGACCCUGUGGACCUCAAGAUGGUGGAGUCCACUGGCUGGGAGAAGGGGCUGUUUCAAACCACCUAUGGGGUGGAUAGGGCUUGGUUCUUGCCAGGCAGGGCUUUGCCAUCUCAGCAUCUGCCUUGGUUCCAGCGCCUGGAGAUGAUGGAGGAGGAGGAAGGUGAGCUGCCCGCCUGCCAGCAGUUUGGGACAAAGGUCUUGGCUGUGAUGAAACCUCCGCCCGAGGAAGAACAGCCACGAGACAGGAAGCACCAGUCACCCCUGGGCAUCCUCCGGCGUUUCCCCUUCUCCUCCUCCUUGCAGAGGAUGAGUGUCCUGGUGAAGCUGCCCGGAGAAGCCUUGGCCCACGUCUACACCAAGGGCGCACCGGAGAUGGUGGCCAGUCUGUGCAGGAAGGAAACUGUCCCCGUGGAUUUCUCCCAGAUGCUGCGACACUACACCACCGAUGGUUUCCGAGUCUUGGCUCUGGCUUGCAAACCCCUGAGCACAGUGUCAACCUUCGAGCAGGCCCUGCAGCUCCCGAGGGACUCUGCGGAGAGCAGCCUGACCUUCCUGGGGUUCCUCGUCAUGAAAAAUGUCCUCAAGCCAGAGUCUGCACCUGUGAUUCACCUCCUGAGGAACGCCAACAUCCGCCCCGUCAUGGUGACAGGGGACAACAUGCUGACGGCUGUGAACGUGGCCAGGAGCUGCCGCAUGGUGGAAGCCAAAGAGGGGGUGAUCUUCAUCAGCGCCUCCCCCCCCGGCCACGACAAACCCGCCGCUCUGAAAUUCGUCCUUGCCGAGCACUCCCAGGGUGAGGAGCAGCUGGAGGGUUUGCAGCGGCGGGACGGCUGCUGCCUCCAGCCCCAGCCCUGCCACUUUGCGCUGAACGGCAAAUCCUUCGCUGUGGUUUGCGAGCAUUUCCCUGACCUGCUGCCAAAGAUCCUCAUCCGAGCCACCGUCUUCGCCCGCAUGUCGCCCGACCAGAAGACUCAGCUGGUUUGCAGCCUGCAAGAGCUCAACUACUGCGUGGGGAUGUGCGGGGAUGGCGCCAAUGACUGCGGGGCUCUGAAAGCCGCUGACGUGGGCAUCUCGCUGUCCGAGGCGGAGGCAUCGGUGGCUUCGCCGUUCACCUCCCGGGUGGCCAACAUCGAGUGUGUCCCCACCAUCAUCCGGGAGGGCAGGUGCUCGCUGGUCACCUCCUUUGGUGUCUUUAAGUACAUGGCGCUGUACAGCUUAGUGCAGUUUGUGUCCGUCCUGCUGCUCUACACGAUCAACACCAACCUGAGUGACUUCCAAUUCCUCUUCUUUGACCUGAUCAUCACCACCACCGUGGCGGUGCUGAUGGGUCGGACGGGUCCUGCCCAGGACCUGGGAGUGGAGCGUCCCCAAGGAGCCUUGAUCAGCGUGCUGGUGCUGGGCAGCCUGCUCCUGCAGACCACCCUGCUCAUCACCGUGCAAGUGCUCAGCUACUUCGUCACCGUCUCGCAGAGCUGGUUCGUCCCACUGAACAGCACGGUGACAGCUCCCCAAAACCUGCCCAACUACGAGAACACGGUCCUCUUCUGCAUCACGGGCUUCCAGUAUCUCAUCCUGGCUGUGGCCAUGUCCAAGGGGUACCCAUUCCGGGAGCCGCUCUACACCAAUGUGCUCUUCCUGGUGGUCCUCAUCCUCCUUUUUGGCCUCAUGGUGUGGUUGACCCUCUACCCAUUGGGCUUCCCCAAAACGCUGUUGAAGCUGCAGAGCAUUGACGACUUGAAUUUCAAGCUGCUGCUGCUGGGAAUCGCUGUUCUCAACUUCUUCGCUGCCUUCGUGCUGGAGACUGCCCUGGACCACGGUUUGCUCAGCUGCCUCCGCAAGCUGCGCCGAAAAAAAGCAUCCAAGAAGCUUUUCAAGAGGCUGGAGAAGGAGCUGAGCCAGCAGCAACCAUCCUGGCCACCUCUGAAUGAACCGCUUUUCGCCACCCCGAAGAUGUCGAUCGCCGUUAGAUAGCCCGUGUCGGGCUCCUCCCGGCCUGCCAGCCCUCGGAUGCUGUCGUUUAUUUAUUUAUCCCCAUAAAUCGAGGGAUGCGGUGGGCAGGACCCCACGGGGAGACCGGCGGUGUUGAAACUGUGAAGCCACACGUGCCGGUCCUGUGGCUGGAGAGGAGGAGAUGCUGGAGCAGCAAACUGUGGGAGAAGGUCCAGAAGAAGAGGAGAAAUGGUCCAGAAAAGAGGAGAAAUGGUCCAGUUCAGCUCUUCCUCCUCUCCUGCACCAGCCUCGGACCCAUCUCCCCAUGCUGGGAACUGGUACCAUUUCGUAAGGGUACACACAUUUUUCCUUUCCAUCUCCUGGCUGGUCAAAACCACCAUGAAGAGGCUCCUUGAUCUUCUCAUGAAGAGGGUGCUCGAUCUUGUCAUGGCGAGAGCAUCCACCCAGCCUCAUGUUUCUGCUCACUGUGAAAAAUAACCCCCCCACGGCUGCCCUAGAUGUGUAGGAACGGUUUACAACCCCCCCAUCCCCACCUUGCCAAGGAUGCUGCUCAAUCCCCACCACCCAGGGACCAGCCUCUCCGCUUGCGAUGCCCCUGCCGAGCAUGGGACCUUUGUAGCAUUAAAAAAACCCCCAAAACUGCAAAAACACAACCCCAAAUCUCUUUAUUUUUUAACUCUACUCCAGUGUCAAUGCAGUCUGGAAGAUGACAUACAGCUUUUCAGUUUCCAUAUGGUGCUGUCCUGAGCGUUGUCUAAUAAAUUAACGUUAUUUUCUUGA
This is a messenger RNA of Columba livia (rock pigeon), 5540 nucleotides long. It is a transcript of the gene ATP13A2, whose product is annotated as ATPase cation transporting 13A2. Lineage: Eukaryota; Metazoa; Chordata; Aves; Columbiformes; Columbidae. Gene Ontology annotation, molecular function: ATP binding; P-type ion transporter activity; ATP hydrolysis activity. Gene Ontology annotation, cellular component: membrane. Gene Ontology annotation, biological process: autophagosome-lysosome fusion; intracellular calcium ion homeostasis; regulation of autophagosome size. The transcript has 29 exons. Bases 1116 to 4781 code for a protein of 1221 amino acids. The record is from RefSeq and is a predicted model, not a curated record.